AUGGCAGAACAAAAAGCAGUAAUGAUCACUGGGCGUGGCGAACGACUUGUCCUAGGAACUAGACCCAUACCGACUCCUGGACCCAAUGAAGUCUUAGUGAAGAUUAGCAUCGCGGGAUUGAACCCACAUGACCAGUAUGUUCGUGAUCUGGGGUACUUUAUCGGCGAUAACGUGCCCUCCCCAUUUGGCAUUGAUAUUGUCGGUGUUGUACAUGCUCUCGGAAAAGGCGUCGACAAGUUUCAGGUUGGCGAUUUGGUCUUUGGGAAUGGAGAUCCAUUCAUUGGAGAUUACAUGGGCACCCAAGAGUACGCCAUUAUGGAUGUCGGUUUCAUGGGCCGAGUCCCUUCUUCAAUCACACAGGAUGAGGCUGCGACAUUGCCCUUGAAUGUGCUUACCAUGUACAUUGCUCUGUUCCACUCAUCUACUCACGCCAUCCCAUCUCCUUUGGCUCCUGAAGGACAAUCCUUUGAUUAUAAGAAUACACCUCUCGCCAUCAUUGGAGGUGGCUCCAAUUGCGGCAAAUUUGCCAUUCAGCUUGCUAAGUGGGCUGGGUUUGGUACCAUUAUCGCGAUCGCAGGCAAGGCUAACUCCAACCUUCUUCGUGACCAUGGAGCUACCCACGUCAUCGACAGAACACUGAGUAACGACGACAUUGAGGCUCAGGUGCGAAGUAUUGUGGGAGAUAACCUUCUGCAUGUGUGCACUGCAGUCGCUACAAAGGACCUAACGCUAGGUGCCAGGAUUCUAUCAAAUAGCAAAAAGGGAAUACUAGUUCCACUGACAGCUGGCGAAGUCGACGACACUAAGCUCAACAAACAGGCAGGAUACCAAUUGCGCCGUUUCCUCUGUCGUCCACAUGAAGAUGACAGGCGAGAGCUCUCAACCGUCUUUUGGAAGUCUUUCCCAGAUCUUGUUGAUAAGGGAGUUUUCAAGCCGACUCCAUUUGAGAUUGUUAAGGGGUUAGAUGCAGACAAGAUCAACGAAAUCCUUGAUCAGUAUGGGGCUGCUAAAAACCCAACCAGACCGAAUGUACACGUCACUGAGGUCUAG
Molecule: messenger RNA, 1050 nt
Organism: Trichoderma virens Gv29-8
Lineage: Eukaryota; Fungi; Ascomycota; Sordariomycetes; Hypocreales; Hypocreaceae
Exons: 2
Coding region: 1-1050 (349 amino acids)
Molecular function (GO): oxidoreductase activity, acting on NAD(P)H
Source: RefSeq, a predicted model, not a curated record